UCAGAUGGGAACAUGAAUGACCAGGAGCUGAAUGAACCGCAGAACAGAGUCACCCUGCUGAAAGCUGAGCUGAAUCGGGCUGGUCUGGAAGCAGGAGACACGGAGAAGGUCAUCAGCCAUCUCCACAGAGAACUUCUGGAAGCCCAGGACUUGGCCAACACUGGGAAGCAGAAAUGUCUGGAGCUCCAAGCUCUGCUAGAGGAGGAGAGGAGGAGUAACUCCAAGCUGACUCAGGAGUCCAGCAAGCAGAUCCAGUUCCUGCAGACUCAGCUGGAGAAACUUCAGGCGGACAUGGAGGCCCUGAGGGAGCAGAGGGAGGGCACCAUCUGCAGCACCAGGGAGGAGCUCUGCUCCGCCCAGGAGGAGAUUCUCGUUCUGCGACACGCCAUGGAGACGGCCACCGCAGAGCGGGAGCGAGAGAUCGCCGCCCUGCAGGCGAACGUGGGUAGCAUUCGCUCUGAGCUGGAACACUGGAGGGCCACGGCUGCCAAGUACGAGGAGGAGAUCAGCCGCCUGCAGGAGACAUUUUCUCAGCAGCAGCAGAGCAAAGCCAGUCAGCUGCAAGAGGAGUGUGCAGCUUUGCAGCAGCGCUGCACAUCUUUGCAGCAGGACUGUGAAGGCUUGAGAGCUGAGCGGAGAGAUCUCACAGAGAAGCUGCAGCGCCUGGAGGCUGAGCUCAGCAGGUACGAAGAUCAGGUUCAGUCAA
Molecule: messenger RNA, 706 nt
Organism: Cyprinodon variegatus (sheepshead minnow)
Lineage: Eukaryota; Metazoa; Chordata; Actinopteri; Cyprinodontiformes; Cyprinodontidae
Product: sarcolemmal membrane-associated protein-like
Exons: 6
Source: RefSeq, a predicted model, not a curated record